GCCCCCUCCGCCUGCCAUUGGAACUAGCUGAGCCGAACUAGUUGCGGCCACCGAGCAGCCGGCUCUCGGCACCUCCUCCUCCGCCUCCCUGUCUCCUGUUCCAUUCGCCUUUCCUCUUCUUUCCUGGCCCACGCCGCUCCGAGGCCUCGCGACCGCCGAGCCUGCAGCCUGCCCCGCGGCCAACAUGAGCUUCUUGUUGGCUUCGAGUACUCGUGGGCUCCUGCAGCCCUGAGGAGGUUCUUCCCCCCUGGCACACCCCGGGGCCAGCGCCUGGAUUCCUUCAUCACCCCCGUCUCUGCCUUCGCUCGCAUUCCCGGGCUUGUUUGCGCGCUUCUCGUGGGUAUCUCCCACUCGCCUGCACAAUCCGUAUCCAAGCGGUGCUCGGUUGAAUGGCUCCGUCGCGGCUGCCCAUUGCUCUUUUCUGGGUCCCAAGCACAGAAGAUAAGACUGUUGUACUUUCCCCCUGUCAUCCCAGGACCCUUUUAACUUCCUCUCUCGUCUUAGGGCUGGGAAGUUGGGAUGACAAGUUCUGUAGAUGUAACCCUGAAACAAAGCUACUUUCGGGUCGGGAUCCCUUGGACACAGACUGGGGUCCCCGAGAAAGGGGUCUGGAGCCGCCCCCUUGCUUCCUAGAGGCGCCCUUCCUCCCAGAGGACUUCCCUGAAGAGGACGAGUUUUAUCUUUUUAGACAACCAGCAAAUAGGUUUUGGAUAGUGUGCCCUGCCUAGGUUGAUUAGGUCCACUGGGGAGUUGUUUUGAAAAUCAUUUGUAAAUGCCAACUUUGGCGUCAUGUUUAGUGCUGGUCAUUAUUUCACUUACUUAUCGUUUGUUCCAGACGAGUGGAGGGGAACGUGGAGAGGGAAGGGCAGAAGGAUGGGAUGGCCAGAUGUGGAUAUGGAGGCAGUAGAUAAGCCUCAGGUCCUCUGAAAACAGGGGUUACACCAUGAGGAAUAACUCCUUUGAAGGCUUCGUUGUGAUGCACUCAUUCCAUGUUUAGUCUGUGUUUAGAAAACUAAUAAAAAACUUAGAAGUUGAAACUCACCCAUAUACUGUUUUACUGUUGUGGAGAAAUUAGCAUUUAAAGGAUAUUUUCUUAAGAUUUCUCUUCUUUCCUUGCCUAAUAAUUUUUAGUCAUUACAUUGACGUCUGAAUACUGAGAAUUUAAUUCACUCUUAUUUUCACAUGCUCACAUCUAGAAUUUUUUUUUUAGGGUGUUUAAGCAAAACUGAACAAGGCUGACCUAGGGGCAGACUUGAUAUUUCCAAUAUGCAUAGGGGACCUGGCUUGUGUCAACUUGCCUAAAACCUUUAAACGGAAAGGGAUUUCUUAGGCUCCUCCUAGAAGUUGAUUCUGAGUUUGUCGGAUUGGCAUAGGGCUAGAUGACAGGACUGGGUGAUUUUAUAAAAAAGUCCUUGUUUCUUAUUUUAGUUCUUCUUCUUCUUCUUUUUUUUUUUUUUUUUUUUUGAGACGGAGUCUCCGCUCUGUUACCAGGCUGGAGUGUGUAGUGGCGUGAUCUCGGCUCACUGCAACCUCUGCCUCCCGGGUUCAAGCGAUUCUCCUGCCUCAGCCUCCUGAGUAGCUGGGACUACAGGCCCGCGCCACCACGCCUGGCUAAUUUUUGUAUUUUUAAUAGAGAUGGGGGUUUCACCAUGUUGGCCAGGCUGGUCUCGAACUCCUGAUUUCAAGUGAUCUGCCUGCCUUGAUCUCCCAAAGUGCUGGGAUUACAGACGUGAGCCCACCGUGCCUGGGCAGUUUCUUGUUUUAGUUCUAAUCACCAUAUUCAGGUAUCUCAACUUGAAGCUUCUCAUCUUGAGCUUAAUUUUACAUUGCUAAUGUUUGAUUGUUUUCAAGAAUUUAGAAGCUGUAUUCAAAAUAGCACUGUAGAUGAUAUCCAUGACUACUGCUGAUGGGCUUGUGUCUAGUAAGCUAAAUUGGUUAAAGCAAGGCCGGUCGCGGUGGCUCACGCCUGUAAUCCCAGCACUUUGGGAGGCCAAGACAGGCAGAUCACCAGGUCAGGAGUUCGAGAUCAGCCUGGCCAAUAUGGUGAGACCCCGUCUCUACUAAAAAUACAAAAAUUAGCUGGGCAAGGUGGCACGCACCUGUAGUCCCAGCUACUUGGGAGGCUGAGACGGGAGUAUCACUUGAACCCGGGAGGUAGAGGUUGAAGUGAGACGAGAUCGCGCCACUGCACUCCAGCCUGGGUGACAGAGUGAGACUCUGUCUCAAAAAAAAAAAAAAAAAAAAGGUUAAAGCAGGGAAGAGCCAUAUUUGGCUGAAACUAGGGGAUGGAGAAGUUUCUGAUGCUAUUUUUUGAAUACAAAUACAGUAGAGUCCUAUUUUUACAUGGCUCAGUAUUUAAUAGAUUCAGAUUUGUGGUGGAUUAGUUUGUUUCUCCUGAAGGUUAGUAACUACAAAAGAAAUCUUGCUGUAACUAAUGUAUAUAGAACUUUAGAGCAUUUGCAGUAUUUGGGGCACAAUUUUUCAGUUAGGUUAUAUCUAUCUAGCAGUUGAUAUAUUCUCAACAUAUUUAGCCCAUGUGCUUGACAAUCAGAAAAGUUAAUUCAACAUUUUCAGUUUUGGUCUUUGUCUACCGUCAAUUAAAAAUCCAAAGUGAACACCACAUGGAAAUGAUUAUUAUUGGAAGUGAAAGAACAAAGCUUUGGUUAUUUCUUCUAUUUGUUAUUUGGUAUAACUGUCUGAAUACUGUUUCUUUUUUUUUUUUUUGGAGACAGGAUCUCACUCUGUCGACCAGGAUGGAGUGCAGUGGCAUGACCACAGCUAACUGUAGCUUUGACUUCCCAGGCUCAGGUGAUCCUUUCAUCUCAAACCCCCUCCCCGCUACAAGUAGCUGGUACUACAGUGGUAGUCGCUCUUCUAAAACUUUUAAACCAAAGAAGAACAUUCCAGAGGGUUCUCACCAGUAUGAGCUCUUAAAACACGCAGAAGCCACACUUGGCAGUGGCAACCUUCGGAUGGCUGUCAUGCUUCCUGAGGGGGAAGAUCUCAAUGAAUGGGUUGCAGUUAACACUGUGGAUUUCUUCAAUCAGAUCAACAUGCUUUAUGGAACUAUCACAGACUUCUGUACAGAAGAGAGUUGUCCAGUGAUGUCAGCUGGCCCAAAAUAUGAGUAUCAUUGGGCAGAUGGAACGAACAUAAAGAAACCUAUUAAGUGCUCUGCACCAAAGUAUAUUGAUUACUUGAUGACUUGGGUUCAGGACCAGUUGGAUGAUGAGACGUUAUUUCCAUCAAAAAUUGGUGUCCCGUUCCCAAAGAAUUUCAUGUCUGUGGCAAAAACUAUACUCAAACGCCUCUUUAGGGUUUAUGCUCACAUUUAUCAUCAGCAUUUUGACCCUGUGAUCCAGCUUCAGGAGGAAGCACAUCUAAAUACAUCUUUCAAGCACUUUAUUUUUUUUGUCCAGGAAUUCAACCUUAUUGAUAGAAGAGAACUUGCACCACUCCAAGAACUGAUUGAAAAACUCACCUCAAAAGACAGAUAAAAGGAUGCAGAGCUGUGCAGAUUGUUCCUCAAAUGAAGCAGUGUGGAGUGUAUUGGGGAUUUUGUUAUAUUUUGUUUUUAUCUGGAUUGUUUUUGUCCUAGGUUUGGGGGCGGGGGCUUGUUUGGGUUCCUUUUUCUUUAUUCUGAUUAUGUGAAACCAUAUUCUAUUGCUAGGGGAAGCCAAGAACCAUUCUCUAUACACUUGAUAAGGGUAAAUUUAUCUUAGUGUUUUCAAACUUGGUUUUGGUUACUUGAGGAGUUUUUUAAUAAUAUUGUGUGCUGCAAGAAAGUGCUUGUUGAUUGAACUGCUGAUGGAUUGGUUUCUGUGUGGUAUAAAUUGUGGCCCAUUUUUGAAGUCCCCAAAAGAGUUAUGUUUUUAAGUGCCUUGGCAGGCUCACUUCUGAGGUGCAAAACAUAGAUAUAGAACUGAACAGGGCUUGAAACAAUAUUAGGAUUACUACCCAGGGCACUUACUGGUGCAUGUUGUAAAAUAUCUAUGAUAAAAGCCAUAGUUUACCUAAAAUGGUGAUUUCCAGCCUUUACUGCUUUGAAGAAACAGAAUUUGUAAAGGUAUGCAUGUAGAACAUAAAAAAUAUUUCUUAAUUAUUUUUUAUAUUGAUGGUAAUAUAUUACAUUCAACAAUGCUUAAAGCUCUACAAGCAGGUCUUUUCCCACCUCUUGAUAUCUGUGAUACUGAAACUUGAGGAUGUUGAAAUGUAUUACAUUUUGGCUUCUUUCUACAUGUUAACUGCACUGUAGAUGUAAAAAUUCAGGUUAUAUAUAGGAUUGCCAUCUUCAGAGGUGAUGCUGAACUGUGAGGUUUCCUAGUAAUUGCCAAAUGAGCCGUAAGUCUGCAGAAUUCCCUUCUACUUUGAAGAGGAGGGGAUAGGAAUGUGUAUUUGGCUGGGGGCAUGGAGAUGUUCGUAUGUAUGAGGAGUUAGGGAUGGGGAGUCAAGUUCUAGAAAGUUUUGUCUGAAAACCUUUGAAUAGAAUGGCAUGAAGAUUUUAAUCAAUUACUUAUAAACAAAGUCUUAGAGACUUCCUUUUAGGAAUCAACUUCCAUGAGAAGUUAAAAAUAAAUUAUUAAUUUUAGGUACAGACAUUAAACAUGGAAUUUAAGGACUGUUGGGGGAAAUUGAUCACUUCUUAGCAUUUCCAUUCAGUGAAUGGAGCUGAUGUUUGCCUGUCAUUUUAAGAUGAUACCAUACCUUCUUUGGUUAUUAUAGGUCCAGUUUGAAGCAUUCUGACUUCUGGUUUUUCCACCAUGAAAGGAAAUGUUUUUCUUUGCAGCAGUAUUAGAUAAUGAAAAAUGCUAAUUCAGUAGUUAUUAACUUCUAAAUUUUAUUCGCCAUGACUUUCUAGUGAAUUAUUACCAUAAAUAACAAUUUCAGAAACUUAGUUUUUAGAAUAAAUAUUAAUUUUUCCACUUCAGUUUUAUUCUAGAAAAUACCCUUUUUAGAAAUCCAGUUUUAGUUUUGUCAUUUUCGAUAAAUCUUUCUUCAGUUAGAAAUAUAUAUCCUUCCUUCAGUUGAAACAUACACCUUUUUCACAUCUAGGAAGAAAUGCUUGCUCUGAAAUAGUAUAGAUUAAAAACACUCAGUAGAAAAGAAUCUAAAAUUAAAUGAAUUUGUUUUGCCAUUAAAGUAGAGCAGUGAUACAAUUUAAUGCCAUUACAAUUAUGUUGACUAGAAACUGCCUUUUUCUCCACUUCAUUUCUAGCAAUUAUUUACCAAGUACCAACAGUAGAAGUAACAGGAAAGCCUGGCAGAGUUAAAUAUCUUGGACAUUUAUUGGUAAAGCUUAUUUAUAAACUGCAGUCAGAGCUAGUUAAUUUCCUUAAAUCUUUUUGUAUUCAGAUAGAUAAUAUGAAUCAUUAUGGGUGGAUUCAGAAAUAAAAUUUGUGAGGUGAUUUUGAAUCUUGUCUAUAUAGGAAAAUGAAGCACAGAAUUACUCAGUCUUCCAUAUUGUAUUUGACUUCAUAUCAAUCUAGUAAAAAAGGAGUUGCAAUAGCCAAGUAUAGAGAGAAUAGUGAAAAAUUAAUCUUGCCCUUUCAAGCCUUAUACAGUAGUACACUGUACUUGUUUUUAGUAGUAAGACCUACUUUCCCACUAUAUGUAGAUAGUUUGUUUUCACUGUGCCAGAAUCUCAGGUGCCUGCUUAGAGUAUUUCUUUAAUCACAGUCACUGGGAAGUAAGGAGAUGUAUAUAUGUGUAUAUAUGGUAACAAAGCAUAGCAGUUCUCUAGGGGAGAGGCCUGGCAUUGCACAUGGUGUUACAUGGCUACAAGUAAGGAAAAAAUCAGAAAGUGAAAGAACUGAUGUAAUAAAAGGUUGAUUUGAUUUGGUUGGUUCCCAUGAAAGUUAGUAAGAUGCCCUUUUAAAUAUAAGGAUCAGUGCUUUGUUCUGCAGCAGAGUUUGCUGAUAAAUGUCUGUUGGAUUCUUUUUGGAUUUCUUUAAUUAAUUUGUAAGUAACCAAGAUAAUUAUUUUCCCCCUUGCUCUCUAUAUUAAUACGUAGCUAUAAAGCAACAGUUGGUUUUCUUAUCCUUUGAUAAAAGCAUCCCAUAAAAUAUAAAGUAGUAAGUUAACAUAGUAUUAUUGUCACACACAAUGCUUUUUUUGGUUAAAUGUUGAUAUGAAGCAAUGUUUUGGAAUUACUUUAAUUGAGGAGUAGUGGUGGUAGAGAGAAAUUAAUAACAAAAAGAGUGAAAAUAUUUUAAUUAGCAGUAGAUGGUGCUACUGGCUUUCAUUUGCUGACUUGAUUAUUCCCUUUCUCUUAAAAACCAUGGCAUUAGACUGCACUAAAAUAACAAGCAUGUUAGUUGCUGGUAGAGGUUUUGGAGGUUAAUUUACCUUAAAUUGGAAGACUUUUAAUUGCAGUCUCUUUCUACCUUCCCUCUGUUAGUCAUUUGUAAAUUCUAAAUGGUCACCAUAAAAUGUAUUAGGUAGGAGAAGAUACGUUUUAUGUAUAAUAUAUCUCAGACUGAGUUACUGCCUGUCUUAUCAGGAUGGAUAAAACACUACAAUCUCUUAUCAGGAAAUAGAGAUGAUGUGGAUAUUUAUAUAUUACAUAUAUAACCACCAGACUCCAUUUUAUAUAUUAGCAUUUUCCUUGCUUAUGGGAAAAUAGCAAAACAACAUUUCAUUUAUACUUUUGUUUACCCCUCUCUGAGACAGGUUUUGAUAACCACUGAAAUGGUAGAAUAUGUGAGAUACAAAUAUUGAGUUGUAGAACUUUCUUUUUAAGGUGAAUAAGUCAUGCCUUAACAUCCAAAUAAGAGUUCAUCUUCAGAGUGGUUCUUCUGGGAGCACUGUUUAUUCCAGCUAUACUGCAAAAGUAUAAUGUUUUUGGAACUGUUCUAGAGCAUGCCAUGAAAAGCAGUUUGUUAUUAUGCAGGAAAAUCAGUUUCAUCAUUUUAGUUACACUAAACACUUUUGGCAGCUUAAUAUGACCUUUUUAAAUUUUUUUUAUUUUUUUUAUUUUUAUUUCUUUAAGAUGGAGUCUUGCUCUGUUGCCCGGGCUGGAGUACAAUGGCAUGAUCUCAGCUCACUGCAACCUCCACCUCCUGGGUUCAAGCAUUUCUCCUGCCUCAGCCUCCCAAGUAGCUGGGAUUACAGGCAGCACCACACCUGGCUAAUUUUCGUAUUUUUAGUAGAGAUGGGGUUUCAACAUAUUGGCCAGGCUGGUCUCAAACUCCUGACCUCAAGUGAUCCGCCCUCCCCAGCCUCCCAAAGUGCUGGGAUUACAGGUGUGAGCCACCACAGCCAGCCAGUAUGACCUAUCUUAAUCAUCAGCUCAACUGUAAUUUAAAUUUGGCUGUUCUCUGGAGCUAAACCAUUAGGGAAGUUCAAAGGAAAGUGCCAUGAUUUCCGAAUUUGCACAAGAGAAUGUUUUAAGCAUUGGUAGCAUCAUUGAAUAAAAGAAUAGUUUCCUGAUGUCACUAUUUUGAAGUGGAAAAUAUCACUUGGAUGUGGAGGUUUUACUUUUUAAAAACAUUCAGCUUAAUUACCUUACCUUAAUUACCUUAGUUAGAUAUACUAAUGGAAAAAAACCAAGUCCUUUCUCUAGAACUUGUUUUCUAUUUUUGUUCCUUUUCAUGAAAACUUCUCAAUUUAAUUUUAACUACUGUAGGAUAGUAUUGAUUGAAUGGAUACUAUGGAAAAGUGGAUCCAAUAUUUAAGAUAGAAGUAGUUUAAGGAGACAACAGCCUUUACUGCCAUUUUUUUUUAAAUGUUUUCACUCAGAUGAACAAUUUGACUUUAAUAAAAGACUGGAGAUUUUUGUACAAAGAAAUAGGAAUAAGUUUCAUAUACUAAUUAUGCUGAGUUUUAAGCCUACAUAUCACAAAAUAUUUAGAAUUGUAUAACCUUUUCAUAUAUUUAUAACUUUUAAUGUCUUUUUAAAAGAUGUGGGACCAAAAAUAUAUUUAUAAUUUGGAAAUGUGACUGCAUACCAAUAAGAAAACUUACCUUAUUUUGAAAUUUAUCUGGGAUAUUAAAGAAUCUACCAAUUCUUAAAAACACAGAUUUAUACUUUAAGCUUAUUUUGAAAUUAAAGAAUAUAUACCAAUUCUUAGAAACACUUUAAGGACUACUCUUAAAUAACUUAAAUAUCAGAGUUUUGUUGUAAUAUUAAAAGUUACCGUGGAAAUCACUGUUGUUCAGCUAUCACCUUAAUUGUGUAUGAUAUGAUAAAUGUUUAGCAGUAAAGCUAUCUUAAGAUUUAAUGGAAAAGUUUAAUUUGAAGAUGUAACAAAACUUGUGACCACAGAUGAUUCUGAAUUUUUAAGGCUUUCCUAAUAGGCUGAUCACAGAGAAUAAUCCAUUUUGAAGGUAUAAAACUGCACUAUAUGUCUGUCACUUGUAGCUGAACUGAUUCACAUUUUGACAAAAGAGAGAAAAUACAAAAAUGAGUUUUGCAAAUGUAAUAACUUUUUCUGCAUAUAGAACUAAAUAAUUGAAAAAUAUGGGCUAUAGUUCUCAAAGGUGGAUAGUAAAAUCACUGGCUUUUUCCAGCUGUAUGUUUUUCCACUGUGCGUGUACACACACACUGGAAAAUAAUUAGGCUGAUUUUGCAGGUCUUCAUUGUUAGAGAUUCUGAAGUAUUUACUGUCAAUUCAUAGGUUUCAGUUUAUUUAGGAAAUUAGCGUUUGACAGCUUUCUUUAAAUUAUUUCACUGAAGCUGAGAUUAUUAGUGAUACAAAGUUAAAAUUUCAAUAUUUAAUUUAUAUAUUAAUAUUAAAUUGUUUUUUACUUGUAAAUUCAUGUUCUCAUCUGAUUUAAUAUUAAAUUGGUAUAGGUGGGCGUUUCUUACCAUUUUGCACAAGUUUUUGUUUUUCUGAAAUACUUAAUUGUGCAGGUUGUAAAAAAGAUUAGUGCAUUUUCAUUUUAAGGAUGCUUUGCUCCUUAAAUUGUUCGACAGAAAUGACUUUUUAGGGAAAGUAGUUUUUUUGGAGCUACUAACUUGUAUUUAUUAUUGUACAUGCAUAACCAGGGUGGUGAGGGCACUAAUCUUGUAGGAAACACUUACUUGAUGUUUUAUUUGAACUUUUCCUAUAGGUUUAACUUUUACUGCAUAGAAUUACCACUAGGAACAGUGUCAUGAAAUCUGGGUUGAAAGAGAAUACAGUAUAUAUGAGAACACUUAAAGUUCAAAUAGAAAUCAUUUCUGAAGACAAAAGCAGAGGAAUAUUGUCAGUGCCAAGUAAUGGAAGAAUAAGGGCGGCAUUUACACUGUGCAAGUAUUGAGAAGAGUGCAUAAAGACAGGGAACUACUCUCAUGGAGACAGUUUCUCUCUUAUAAUCAAGUAACUAGAAGGGGAAAAAUCAUCUAAGUUAUGAAAUCCAACAUAGGCGCUAUAUUACAAACUGUGCCAGAUUAUGCAAAUUGUAGUUGUUACUGAUCAAAGUUUAAUUGCUUCAUUUAUGUUUAAAAAGGGAUACUGAUGUCAGAAAAUCUGUAAUAUGUUUUAUUCAAAAGAUGUAAAUAAUGUAUACAGACUUGUAUGUGAUGGGAUGGGAAAUAUUUAAAUUCUAGGUGUUUGUUUUUUUUUAAAAGAAGAAACUCAAUGUUUAUAAGAAAAAAAUGAAUAAAUAGUUACAUUUGGCCAUGAA
Pan troglodytes (chimpanzee) is the source of this 9606-nucleotide messenger RNA. RefSeq names its product MOB kinase activator 1B (gene MOB1B). Bases 2535 to 3497 code for a protein of 320 amino acids. The transcript is spliced from 7 exons. The record is from RefSeq and is a predicted model, not a curated record. Lineage: Eukaryota; Metazoa; Chordata; Mammalia; Primates; Hominidae.